Exophiala oligosperma is the source of this 944-nucleotide messenger RNA. RefSeq lists its product as uncharacterized. The record is from RefSeq and is a predicted model, not a curated record. The transcript is spliced from 3 exons. The coding region runs from base 124 to 729 and encodes 201 amino acids. Lineage: Eukaryota; Fungi; Ascomycota; Eurotiomycetes; Chaetothyriales; Herpotrichiellaceae.
UUCUUUCUUACUCUUUUUUGACCAUUUUUUCUUACUCCUCGAGAAUUACGCCCAGCGGCAACGACCCAGCGACGAGCCGACAGCGAGCGAAGUUGGAUCCUUUGUGACCACAAAAAGAAAAAAAUGGCAUCCGCUACACAAGUCCAAUCCUUUCGUGAAAUGUUGGGUGAACCUACCCUGACGGCAUCACCCAAGGAUAGUACAUUGAUCAUAAUCGACGCUCAAAAUGAGUACGCCCAAGGUCAUUUAAAAACCGUCAAUGUCGAAUCCACGAGAAAGGCCAUUGCAUCAUUACUCGAAAAGUACAGGUCGGGUGGUGGUGAUGGAAAAAACAUUGUCCAUGUUGUGCACAAGGUCCCUGAUGGAGCCCCGAUCUUUACCCCAAACACGAGUUUGGCCGAAGAAUUCGAUGAGAUCAAACCACUCGCCAAUGAAAAGGUCAUCCAGAAGGAAUUGGUCUCUUCUUUUGCCAACACCGACCUGCACGAUUACCUGACCUCGUUGGGGGAAAGGGGCAAGAAGACGGUCCUGACCGGUUACAUGGCCCACGUCUGUGUCAGCACCACCGCCAGGGCCGGUGCGGAUUUGGGUUACGAGGUCGUCCUGGCCGGCGACGCCAUCGGGGACCGUGACAUUCCGGGCUUCACCGGCCCAGAGGUCACCGACGCGGUCCUGAAGGAGUUGGGGGACGCUUUCGGUACCGUCGUGCGCAGUGACGACAUUAAAUAGGAAAGGACACGUAAAAAUCCCCGGUGACACAUCUCUCUCUCUCUCUCUCUCACACACACACACACAUCUUGAUCGUACCCAUAGGAUGUCGGAUUUGAUUGUGUCGCUCAUUGUCGUCAUUUUCUCAUAUUCCCAUUUCGUCCGCGAUAGUCAUGAUCCGGACGUGUUUUUCUUUCUUCCACCAAAUCACGGAAUCAUGAAAUGGAAAAUUCUUG